CUGAGACUUGAAAGGACACAGCGGAAAGUGUCGUGUGGCAUGCUGAAAUUUUGUUUUAAGUAGUGCAGUAUAAAAUAGGUAACGAGCUACAUUGAAGUGAUGUCAGAACACGUUUUACCGGCCGAAGAGCCGAUACGCUUCGUGGCUCCGAUUAUUCAAGAUAAUCCGACAGGAUGGGGGCCCUGCGAAAUGCCGGAACAGUUUAGGGACAUGCCCUACCAGCCAUUUAGCAAAGGCGACCGCUUGGGAAAGAUUAGUGAUUGGACUGUCGUGCAAGACAAAAAGUAUCAGAAUAAGUAUGCGUCUCAAUUUGGUGCUGGUUCGUCAUACGCAUACUUCCACGAUGAAGACGAAAGUACGUUCCAUCUGGUGGACUCGACAAGAGAGCAAAAGCCGCCAUACCAACGCGGCCGCGCUCGUGGACAACGCAGCCGUGGUGCGAGAGGCGCUCGUACUCCGGGUGGCAUGACUACCCUGAAUAAGCAACGAGACCGCAAACUCGGUAAGAGAUGGGGCCCAAGAGGAGCUCCUAUGAAAAUUCGUGAUGCUUCUGUUACUGUAAGACCAACCUGGGUCACAAUUGAAGAUAUGGACUUCCCACGGCUGGCUAAGCUAUCUCUGCCUGGAAUUAAAGAAGGUGAGGAUAUUGUGUGCAGCGGCACCUUGGAAUAUUAUGACAAGGGCUAUGAUCGCGUCAAUGUGAAGCAUGAGAAGCCUCUGCAGCGUAUUGACCGUAUCUUCCAUACUGUCACUACCACGGAUGAUCCCGUAAUACGUCGCCUAAGUAAGACUACUGGCACUGUAUAUGCUACAGAUGCCAUUUUGGCCACUAUUAUGUGCUGCACUCGCUCUAACUAUUCAUGGGACAUAGUGAUUGAAAAAAUUGGUGAUAAGCUGUUUCUGGACAAGCGUGACAACACCGAGUUUGACUUACUCACUGUUAAUGAAACUUCGGUGGAGCCGCCAGCUGAUGAUGGAAACUCAAUCAACUCUCCGCGCAACCUCGCAUUGGAAGCAACCUUCAUCAAUCAUAACUUCAGCCAGCAGGUUUUGAAGUCAGGUCCAAAUGAGCCCAAGUAUAAGUUCCCAGAAGCUAACCCAUUUGUUUCUGAGGAGGAAGAAGGAGAGGUGGCAUCGGUUGGAUACCGUUACCGCAAGUGGAACCUCAAUAAUGGUGUUGUACUAGUUGCGCGCUGCGAGCAUGACGCUGUAAUGCAAGGGCCUCAGAACGAGACACAGUUCCUCAGUAUCAAGGCACUCAAUGAAUGGGACUCGAAGCUCGCCAAUGGAGUGGAGUGGCGCCAGAAACUCGACACCCAGCGCGGAGCCGUGCUCGCCAAUGAGUUGAGGAACAACUCGUGCAAGCUUGCCAAGUGGACAGUACAGGCUUUGCUGGCUGGCUCCGACCAGAUCAAGUUCGGUUACGUGUCUCGUGCGCAAGUACGUGACAACUCCCGUCACGUGAUCCUUGGCACGCAACAGUUCAAGCCGCACGAAUUCGCAGCGCAGAUCAACCUUUCCAUGGAUAACGCCUGGGGUAUCCUUCGUUGUAUCAUCGACAUUUGCAUGAAGCAGAAAGAUGGUAAAUACUUGAUCAUGAAAGAUCCGAACAAGCCUUUGAUUCGUCUGUACGACAUUCCGGAUAAUACAUUCGAGUCGGACGGUUCCGAAGAGAGUGGAGAUGAACCCGCGGACACGCCUUUUGCGCCGCUGUACUCUUACGGGAACAACAAGAGGAUUUAGUACUCUAUAUUGGUACAACUUCAACUUCUUUAGCCCUUCAUCAGUAAUCAGUAUGUAUUACAUAUUUUUAUUCAGAAAAUACAAUCUUUUGGUCA
This is a messenger RNA of Vanessa atalanta (red admiral), 1838 nucleotides long. RefSeq names its product eukaryotic translation initiation factor 3 subunit D (gene eIF3d1). Gene Ontology annotation, biological process: translational initiation. Bases 100 to 1743 code for a protein of 547 amino acids. The transcript has 10 exons. NCBI's taxonomy places the organism in Eukaryota, Metazoa, Arthropoda, Insecta, Lepidoptera, Nymphalidae. Gene Ontology annotation, molecular function: translation initiation factor activity. Gene Ontology annotation, cellular component: cytoplasm; eukaryotic translation initiation factor 3 complex. The record is from RefSeq and is a predicted model, not a curated record.